Lasiodiplodia theobromae is the source of this 1749-nucleotide messenger RNA. RefSeq lists its product as uncharacterized. The transcript has a single exon. Bases 1 to 1749 code for a protein of 582 amino acids. The record is from RefSeq and is a predicted model, not a curated record. NCBI's taxonomy places the organism in Eukaryota, Fungi, Ascomycota, Dothideomycetes, Botryosphaeriales, Botryosphaeriaceae.
AUGACAAGAGCAGCAAAGAUAUUUUCGCCUAGACCCUCUGGAUCUCAACUAGAAAUCGCUUCCGAAGCGGAGGACAGCGAAUUCACCACUGAAGACGUACAGACGACCUCGGUUUCCCCUGAAGUCCAACCAGACGUCUCCACCGCACGCACAGAGACCGGAGCUCAAUGGAUCGAUGAUCUAAGGCACGACUAUCCCCUUGAAUAUUUAAUUCCUGUUUCCGGCCCUUCGUCCACGGAUGCAACUGAACUACGCCCUCCGCAGAGCCAGUCCCUGCCCACCGACCACAACAACAACCUCCUGCCACCACCCCGCAUCUUCCCCAUCUACCCGCCGCCGCCCACCGACACCACCGCCGAAGAGAGCGAUUCGCGCCGCAACUCGCUCGGCCAGAUCGACACCGUCAUCUCCAACGACCUCCCCACCGUCUGGACACCGUUAGCCGCCCGCACCCACCGCCGCCGCCGCCCCGGCCACCGCCGCCGUCUCCCCCGCCCGACGCUACCACCGCCGAAAGCCUACCCCCUCACCCCGACCCUCCCCUGGCUCGGCGCCUCCGCUGCGCACCUGUCCAUCCUGUCGAGCAUUGUCGACCAGUGGGACGUGAUCGAUGACGAUGACGGCUUCCUGCCGCGCAUCGCGGACUUCCUGCAGGCGUCGGAGAUCGAUCCGAGCCGCUUGUGCGAGGAGGAUCGCCGGUUGCUGUUCGUGCUCGACCAUGCGGUGCAGACCGGGGGUGCGGAGCGGUGCGGGUUGGAUGCCGGUGCGGAUGUGGAGGGGGGUGCGGUGAGGUUUGUGGAUUUGGGGCGGGGUGAGGGUGGUGAGGGUGGUGAGGGUGGUGAGGGUGGUGGUGAAGGAGAUGAUGAUGAGGGGGGAGGAGAAAGGGGAAGAGGAGGACAGCAGAGGUUCGUGGAUGUGUCGUUGUGGCAGUUCCUGGAUUUCUUGAGGGAGGCGCUGAACGAGAAUGGAUCGAGCGCGCAGCUGGAAUUUGACGAGGAGGAUGGGGCGGAGAAAUAUGAUGGGGGUGAUGAGGCAUCAGGUUCGGCAGCGGAGGAGGCGACGGCGGAAGAAGAGGAGGAAGAGGAGGAUGAGGCCGAACCGAUUCCAUCCCCACACUGGCCUCUUACGCCGUCUGAUCGUCUUCCUGCAGCUGAGCGAGUACCGGCGGAAGCCAGCGGGAGUGCUAGCCAGACCUUGUUGCAGGACGAAGGUCACCCGCAGUCCGCCAACCGUCAUUGGGAUCUGCUUAUGCAGAAACUGGAGGAAUACAACCUGUCCAUAUCGGAUGUGUCCGAAGCGCAGCUAGAUGAUUGGAGCAGCGUGCCAAUCGAUGUUAUCGAGGGGUACUUUGAGACGCACCUGCGGAACGUUUUGAGGAGGAAGAAGAUGAAGAGGGCGUCGAAGAAGACGAAGGAAGAUGUGAUGCGGGAAAGAGCAGUGCAGGCAGUGCUAAAGGAAGAAAACGCGCUGGGGGAGUACAGAGCGAAAAUACUCGGUCAAAUUAUGGCUACGAAGGAGAGUGAAGAUGAAGGAGCGGGACAAAACUUCGCACAGGCCGGGGAUGACAUUGAACUGGCCACACUGAGCCAUGCAGGGAAUAGGAAGACGAAAGUAACGACUGAGGUGCAACCGGCCAAUGCCCAGGGAUCAAAGAUCAAAACUGGAACGUACGCUGGAUUCGCCAUCGGUUUUAUCCUCAUUUCAGGUUUGAUAUUUGGCCUUGCCUUUGGGCUUAGGUCUCGCUCGUAA